Molecule: messenger RNA, 850 nt
Organism: Lethenteron reissneri (Far Eastern brook lamprey)
Lineage: Eukaryota; Metazoa; Chordata; Hyperoartia; Petromyzontiformes; Petromyzontidae
Product: zinc finger protein ZIC 2-like
Molecular function (GO): orexigenic neuropeptide QRFP receptor binding
Source: RefSeq, a predicted model, not a curated record
ACAAACCACUUUGCCGGACCUUUCCUCACCUCUGCAACUUUCCAUCAGAGUGCCUGCAGCAGCCGCAGCCAUGCACAUCCACACGCACCUCGCCCGCAUGGCUCUCCUCUCGCUCGCCACGUUACCGCUGCUGCCCUCUUGCCGCCCUCUUCACCUGCCCGAGCCCCUGGGCUUCCGAGAAUCUUUCCCUGCGGCCGCAGCUGCGACUCGCCAGCAAGGGGCAGUGAUCCCGGGCGGUCUCCUACCCUCCUCGUCAUCAUCGUCAUCUUCCCCGGGGCAUCACGCGGCUCGCUCCGUGCAGCAAAGCGAGGAGCCCUUGAACCACAUCGUGAAGGAGCUGCGAGGAGUCGACAAGAACAAGGGCGGAUUCAGGUUCCGCUUCGGCCGUGGAGGGGACAGAGAUGAUGAUGAUGAUGGAGGGAGCCGUGGCGGAGGAGGAGGAGGAGCAGCAGCGGGAGGAGAAGACGCCGUGAUCCAGGCGUGGGCGACGCGGCGAGGGAGGAGACGGUGUCUCAUGGCCCUCCUGCUCCUGCUCGCCGCCAGAGAUCGGGUGGCCGGGAGGAGAGGCGCGGGAGGGAGGAGAGCCAGGGACGAGUCCCUGGGGUCCGUGGUCGGGUUCCUGAGCCACAAUCGGCAGAAGGGAGGGUUCAAUUUCAGGUUUGGUCGAGGGGCUGUGAUGAUGGGAUCGAGGCAUUCCUGAGUGUGUAGGGGACACGGAGAGAGAGAGUGUGUGCUGUGCACGCACGUACACACAUGCAUGCAUCAUUGAAGACAAAUACAAAGGUUCACCGUGUAGUCUUAACGGACGUUUGGGGCAAGUGCUGUUAGCGAGCACUUGCCCCAAAAGCAC